UUGAGGUUUCACACUAGAAGGUGCUUCAGGAUGUCUUCAUUACAUUUUGCCAAUCGACACAGGAAAGAUUUAAGUACUAACAUGAUUAGAACCAAAAUUGCUCACAGGAAAUCACUGUGCCAGAAAGAAAACAGGCAUAAGGAAUAUGAGCGAAAUAGACACGUUGGUUUGAAAGAUAGCAACAUUCCAAUCUUGGAAAAUAGAAUUCUUGCUCCAUUAGAUGAGACAUCUCAACUUGUUCCAGAAAAGUCCAGUGUCAAGCCAAGAUCUGCUAAAAUUAUCCUAGAUCAACGGAAAGAAAUGCUAAAUAAAUACAAAGAAGAAAAGCAGCUUCAAAAACUGAAAGAGCAGAGAGAGAAAGCUAAACGAGGAACAUUUAAAGUGGGCCUUUAUAGACCCGAUAGGCCUGAUUUUCUUUUGUCUCUUUCAAAACCAAAUACUGUGACUGCUGAGCCCAAAAAGACUAUUUCCUCUUCUGUACGUAUUACAAGGUCAAAGGCCAAAGAGCAAAUGGAGCAGACUAAGAUACAUAAUGGGAGGACUUUUCAAACAAUCCAUUCUGGUCAGAGACCAACUUCUGAGAAGAAAGUGUUGGAGAAAGAGAAGAAAGCUGCACAGCUUGUAGUCCCUACAGCAGUGAGAAUGACUCGAUCAGCUACUCAGGCAGCAAACCAGGUUGGCAGGGCAGUCUCAUCUACCACAAUAAGGAAGCCGGUCUCAAGAGCUACGAAAGGUAAUGAACUAGAAAGAAAGUCACCAAAUAAAGGAAGAUCUGUCAAAAAGACAGAAACAAAACCUGACAAGGACAUUGCCUUUAAAGUUAAUAAUGAAGAACACACAUUGAAUUCACAAACAAGCCCGACAAAUGAAAUAGAUCCAGAUGGAAUUGUAUCCAAAGAAGAAAAUGUACCUCAGACAAACACUGCAAACAUGAAAGGGAGGAAUUCCUUUGCACCUAAAGAUUUUAUGUUCCAGCCACUGGAUGGUCUGAAGACCUAUAAAGCAGCAUCCCUGAUUCCCAGAAGAGCCCAUGCUUUCUCUAUUCCUAGUUACACCUGGUCUCCUCUAACGGCAGAAGUUGACGAGACUGAAGAGAUGACAAAAGAAAUGGUGGCACAAAAAUGUGAAACUCAUUCUGCUGAGACAAUGCGGCCAGACUCAAAUACAGGGCAGUGUCACCCGAGUGCUCCACCUGUUUGUAAAGAAGAACAGGUCUUAACUGAAAAAGAAGCUACCACGAAAACCUCAAAUGGCCUCCCAAUAAAGGAGGUCUCAUCACUUGAGACAAAUGAAGGCCAGGUGUGUCAGCCGCAACAUGAUGUGCCAUAUUUUAGAAAUAUUCUCCAGUCAGAAACUGAAAAAUUAACUUCACACUGUGUUGAGUGGGACAAGAAGAUUGAAUUGGACAUUCCAGAUGAUGCUAAAGAUCUUAUUCGCACAACAAUUGGUCAAACAAGACUUCUUAUGAAGGAAAGGUUCAAGCAGUUUGAAGGACUUGUGGAUGAUUGUGAAUAUAAACGAGGCGAAAAAGAGACUACCUGUACAGAUCUGGAUGGAUUUUGGGAUAUGGUUAGUUUUCAGAUAGAUGAUGUAAACCAAAAAUUCAACAAUCUAAGGAAACUUGAGGAAUCUGAGUGGCAACACCGUAAUACAAGCAAAAAAGUUGUUCGGAAAAAAGUUGUGUCAAGUACAGCCAGUAAACCAAAACAGGAUGAUGAUGGAAGACUUGCAGCUAGGAAUCGCCUGGCUGCCAUAAAAAAUGCGAUGAGAGAAAGACUUAAGCAGGACCAACAAGCUGAGGCCGCAGUCUCUGUAGUACCAAAGGAAGUUGAUACAAUAGUAUUUGAUGCUGGAUUUUUCAGAAUUGAGAGUCCAGUGAAAUCAUUCUCAGGUCUUUCUAUCUCUUCUGAGCGUCGUUCUCAAAGACUUAGAACACCUAAAUCUGUCAGCAAAACUAUGUCUCAGAGUAGGGCUGAGAUGAACCUUCUAAGGCAAACUACGGCACCAGAAAAUCAUGCUCUUCAGAGUACCAGAAGUGAACAACAAAGUGUUGAUAAGAUUUUGUUUUCAAAUACUCCUGACAACAGAAACAGCAUGGUAGAAGAUGCCCAGUGUCCAGGAUUACAGCAUUUAAUUGAAGUAAACCAUGUGAAUAAGAUAAACUUUGAGAUGGAUUGUUUACCCACUGAAAGAAUGAACUUGCCUCUAGUUGCUGGCAAAGUGGCAGACAAUAUUAAUAUUAAAAAAAUAGACGACAUUUCAGAUGUCGUGGAAGGAAUGGAACUGAAUUCUUUCGUUAUAACGCAAGAUGCUAUGAUGAGUAGCCCUGAAAAAUAUAUAACAUCACAAAGUAACUUCUCACAGGAAGAAGAAACCAAAAUUUCCCAAAGUUUACUGUUUGAUAAUAAAAUUCUCACUGCUGAAUGUCAUCUUCUUGAUUCACCAGACUCAAAUGGCAGUAACCCGUUGACUCAGCUGGAGAGGAGACAUCAAGAACAUGCCCGGCACAUUUCCUUUGGUGGUAAUCUGAUUGCCUUUUCACCUCUAAGGCCCCUCAGUAGAGGACAACCAGAAGAAGUUUGA
Chrysochloris asiatica (Cape golden mole) is the source of this 2583-nucleotide messenger RNA. It is a transcript of the gene DLGAP5, whose product is annotated as discs, large (Drosophila) homolog-associated protein 5. Gene Ontology annotation, molecular function: microtubule binding. The transcript is spliced from 20 exons. The record is from RefSeq and is a predicted model, not a curated record. Lineage: Eukaryota; Metazoa; Chordata; Mammalia; Afrosoricida; Chrysochloridae. Gene Ontology annotation, cellular component: cytoplasm; spindle pole centrosome; nucleus. The coding region runs from base 31 to 2583 and encodes 850 amino acids. Gene Ontology annotation, biological process: kinetochore assembly; chromosome segregation; regulation of mitotic cell cycle.